AUAUAGAGAUGCUCAGGUAGGACUGGUAGAGCUCCCAUUCUAUCAGCACACUGCAUCUGCAGCAGGACUAUCUACUUCAUACUUUUUUCAUCACUUGAACCAGGAAACCUUCCGGAAACGAAAAUGAGCGCAGGUGGAGCUAACCCACCCCCCUACAUCAUUCCAGAGGGAGAACAGGGGGAGGGUGUCAAGGUGUACCAUGUUCACCAGCCUUUCACCCCGUGUCACCUGCCAGAGGAGCAAAUACCCACUGAGGUCCAGGCCGUUCCUGUGUAUGCCACUUCUGGCUCACCCACCAAGAACAAGUUUGUCAGCUACGAGACAGAGCUGGGCCGCACAUCAGGAAGGACCACCUGCCCCGGCUGCAACCAGCAGGUCAACACCGACGUCACCUACAAAGUGGGAACCUUCGCCUGGCUCAUGUGCUUGGUCUUCAUCCUCUGCGGGUUGGUGGUCGGCUGCUGUUUGAUCCCCUUCUUCGUGAAACACUUCAAGGAUGCGUACCACUCCUGCCCCCAGUGCCACCAGAUCCUCUACGUAGACAAGAAACGCUGCUGUUGACCGCCUUUCACGUCCACCCUCCUGGCACCACGUCUCCUCCGGUCUGCUCACCGUCUCCACUGGCUGGGUUUCAUUUCCAGUGAAGCUCCUUCCCCUCUGCCCUUUAGGCCCGACUUAAGGCCUAGGAUCUGACUCAGGCGGUGCGUUAAGACUUUUCAGCCCCAUUAGAGCGGGAAGAGCUCGUGAAAGAAACCUAGCAGAGGAGGGCAUUAUAGCUAACUUACUUAGAUGAUCUUUAACCAUAUGGGUGGGAUGUAAAUAGCCUUAAGACACUGUUAAACUUGUUUCACCAUUUAAAAAAAAAAAGAACAGAAUCACCAAGAGACACGGGUAGCGGAGGUACCAUAUGUAGCUUUUACGACACAGAACCUUAGCAGUCAGAUGACAUUCCUUGUCAGUGAUAUCAAAUGCUAUCUUAAUGUCAGGUAUUGCACCUGCAAGUCUACUCACGUCUAACCUCAGGGUCUACAUCCUAUUGCUGUCACCUCACUAAGUCUCCAGCAUAAUGUGACUCAAAUGUAUCUACAGUAUAUAUUAAACCAAAUGAAGUAUAGGAUAAUGAAGUAUUUCCCAGUAGAAUCAGAAAUGAUGUACAUACAAGUUUGGUUUUCUGCACACAGUUCCAACCUUCUUCAAUAAAGCAUACUUAUUAAGGAUGCUCUGUUUAUGGCCAGGUCCAAACUCUGACGAGGACACUGAUGUCUAGUUUUGCCUGCAUAAGUGUUUGUUUACAUUUUUAUUUGUCAAACUCCUCUUUUCAACCAGACAUAUUUCCAUACUGUUGGCGCUAAACACCAAUGAUGUAUAACAUGUAUCCAAGAAGAUAUUUUACAUUUUAGUUAUCACAGAUUGUAAUUUCUUGAAAUAAAAUUAGAUGUCUCAAAGGA
Molecule: messenger RNA, 1448 nt
Organism: Hypomesus transpacificus
Lineage: Eukaryota; Metazoa; Chordata; Actinopteri; Osmeriformes; Osmeridae
Gene: litafd
Product: Lipopolysaccharide-induced tumor necrosis factor-alpha factor homolog-like
Exons: 5
Coding region: 124-561 (145 amino acids)
Molecular function (GO): zinc ion binding
Source: RefSeq, a predicted model, not a curated record